CGAACGAUGUAGUCCUACGCGCUGAGACUUGGUGCGAGGAGGUCGCCAUUUUUGUCACAUGUUCACUUUUCCAUCUCACAUGACCUGUUGUUUGGCCCCGUGAUCAAGCUCACCACCUUCCCUGGCAAAUUCAAACCAACUUCGAUAUCACAGCAUGGACAUGCUUGACCAGGCAUUGGACUCCAGGUAUUUGAGUGGUCGUGGCUUGAAAUAUGAAAUUCAUGACAAAGAGGACUCACCUGAGGCUGAAGAACAGCUUCGACUGGGAGCAGCAGAUGAUGCAUCAGAUGAGCAGGCAGCAGCCAUAGCCAGUGUUACAGGACAAGGGACUUUGACCCUUGACCCUAAUGUCCAGUUUCAGCUAAGAGCAGAUAGUGGAAGUCAAGGGCAAGUAACAUAUCGAGUGGUGCAGGUGUCACAUGAUGGCUCUGAAGCUACAGCACAGGUUGUCACUUCCAGUGCUUUUCCUGGCAAUCAAGUGACAGUCAUUCAGAGCCCCUUCAGUAAUGGUGGUAGUCCAACCCCAGAACAACAGGGUGAUGCACGAUUUGCAUAUUUUCCUGCUGCUGCAACUGCUGAUGGUGCAGUCGUUACUACACAAGCAGAAUCCAUCACAGCUGCCACAGCCAUAGGACCUGUUACAGGUCAGUUCUAUGUCAUGAUGUCACCACAAGAUGUUUUGCAAGGCACACAGAGAACCAUAGCUCCUCGUACAACAUUUUCACCUAAACUAGAAGGACGUUCGUCCAGAGAUGACAGGAGGAGAGCCACACACAACGAAGUUGAACGUCGACGACGAGACAAAAUCAACAAUUGGAUAGUGCAACUAUCUAAGCUUGUGCCAGACUGCACCCAGGAAACCGUCAAACAGUCUCAGGCAAGUAAAGGGGGCAUUUUGGCGAAGGCCUGCGAGUACAUCCAGGAACUUCGAUCCAGCAACAUGCGCUUGUCAGAUAAUGUUAAGGAAAUGGAGCGGCUUUCUGUGGACCUAGAACUUUUUCGUCAACAGUGUGAAGAACUUAAACGUGAAAAUGAAAUCCUUCGACAGACACUGCAGCAGCAUGGAAUUGUUGUGCCAGAUUUAUCACCAGACAGUGCCUCCUAGCUAUAGCCUGCAUGUGUGGGACUCGUGUAGAUGAUUGAAAAAAAAAUCUGAGAAGGUAGAAGUGAGAAUAAGGCUGAGAAGACAGGCUGUUGCAUGGCGAGUGUAUCGUGUCCACAUUUCUGGAAAGACAGGCUUCCCUGUGUGGAUGUUGUUUCCUUUCCUGGGUUGUUGUUACUUCAGACUUAACAGUAGUUAACUUUUAAUGAAGAAUUUUUUUAUGUGUGCCGCCAGCUAUGUGGUGUGUCAUGGUCUGGGUGGACUGGGUUACUUGAGAAAGAGAAAGAUGAUGGAUCAUCCUAGAAAAUAAAAAGCCUAAUUGCGCCAACAGUAUCUGAUUCCUUCCUUGUGGAUAAAAGCUCAGUAUUAUGAGCUGAAAGGAUCUUCAUUUGUAAUUCAUUGGGGAAAACAUAGGGACAUCAACUUGCCACGCUUACAUCAGGUACAUUUUACCUUAAUGCAAAGGUCACGUUUGAGGAGUGAGUGAGGACUACUUUCACAUAUUACUUUAGCAUGCUGGUUUACUGUGUAAUACAGCCAUCAGGAAAGAGUUCACACUCACUUUAAGUGAUGGCCAAGGUUGUCUGCUAGUGUGGUGUAUGUUACACCAUAGUGAAAUAUACAUCGUAGUGUGUAUUAGAGAUAAGAAUAGGGUGUUGUGUGUGUUGAUUUUUUUUUUUUUUUUAACUGCCUGACUUGUUUAUUUCCUAGAUGACAUCUUAAACUAUUGAACAAAUCUGAACAAUCUUUUUGCCUGCCUGCUAUUAGGGGGAGUGUCUUCCUGCAGUCAGUGGUCCUGUUAGGGUGCUGGAGUGGUUAUUUGCAAAAUAAGUCCUCAGUUCUAUACCGUUUCUAUUUUACAAAAGCUAGGUAAAGAAGGCCAACAUCUAGUGGGGGGAAAAAAGUAGAAAGCUGUUAACUAUUGCUUACCUAAAGGCCUUUCUUAAGAGGGCUAAGUUCUAAAACAUCAAACCACUAAAGUGCCAUAAAGUCACAUUUUAUUGGCACUAUGUUAACAAAUAUGUCUGAACUUACCAUGCUGACCAUUGUUUUAAUGUCCUAAAUGGUCAUCUCCAAACCAUUAACUUCUUUGUGACAUUCAUAUACAACUUUGACAAUCAUGGUCUUGUGAUGUAGCCUUCGUUGCUGGCACAGCAUAAAACAAAAAUCAGACAACCAAACUAUUUGCUGUCAUGGUCAAAUGUUUCAUUCAUUUAAGAAGAACCUUUAGAUGUAAAUCCAUUGAUUCUUAUGCUUUUCAGGUCCUAAAUAUUUUCUUAUCAGAAGAGAUGUACAAAGGCAUAACAUUCAUCUCUGUAGUUUAAUUUUAAAAAAAGUUUUCGGAUGCACAGCAAAAGAGAUGAAAUCAAUUAAAAAAAAACUAGCUUGAUGGACCGAAUUGUAGUAUAAGGAAGGGAAUUGCAACUGUACCAUGAAUGCAGUUUCAUUGCUCCCCUGAAAGAUCUGUGUCGCUUCUAAGAGUCCUGAUUACAAGUUUUGUCAGAUAGGAUUGGGAGGAAGGGUUCUAAUCUUUAUGGUCAGUUGUCAUUUUGUCAUGACAUUCUAAUUUUAUAUAAAUGGUAAACAUCACUUUUGAAUGCUGUCAUUUCAAUUCUGUGUAAAGCAUCUGCACAGAAAAGAUUAAAAAAAAAAAAAGAAUGCUUUGCACAUCAAUACAUUAUGCAGGUCCAACCAGGAAUAACAGGUAAUUGCAUGUAAACAAACAUGCUGUGAUCUGUAAUUUUACUGUGAAAGAUGAUAACUUUAGAAGCAUUUAUGUAAACUACCAGAAACCCAUUAGAAUGUUCUGCCUUUUAGCAGAUUGCUUUCAAAGAGCAAGGUCACAUUCUGUCCACUUUAAAAAUGCUAUCAUGAUCUGAAAUAGAUCAUGGCAGACUCUGCCAGAAGCAAACUAGUCUCUUAAUUGGUAAGGAGAUACUGUUGCAGUACAUUGAAUGGCCUACCACUGUACUUUUGUAUUUUUCGUAGUUAGCAGUUCAUGCUUGUUUUCUUGAAUUGCUUUCAUUUAAAAAAAGGCAUACUCAUGUUCCAUGCAGUUGUGCUGAAGUAUAGUAAGCUGCAUGGUGGCUUUAGAAAGCUCUAUUGGGGCAUGUGCAGGGUCUAUCCUGUAGUUUUAGAUCAUGAUGGAGGGGCGAUUGAAAAUUGCAGUCAGGUAUGUUUUAACUGUUCAUUGCUUGAUCAAUGAUGCCAGAACUAUUUAAAUCAAGUAUUUUCAUGUGUGGUAAUGGUGCAUGUCAGAUUGUCUAGUUACAACUGAUAAAAGGGUAAGAACAGAGUGCACAGAUGACUUUAAAUAUAUUAAUAGUCAGUACACGUGCAGGCUAUGGAUUUAUAUGUACAUUAAAGAGAAGCUCAUCAGUUCUCACUGUAGGUAGGAAUUGAGCAACUUGCGUGUUUCAAGCACUGGUGUAGUGGGCAUGUCCUACCCACAUGAAUAUUUGUUGUUGCUUUUAAAAUAUGUAGAUGCUAUUUCCUUAACAGACCAGUAAGGAGUUUCUUGUUCCAGAAUUUGGAUCCAUUUCUUUUACUCUAUUCAAAAAGUUCAGAUAGUCUUGAUUCACCCCUAUAGCAGUUUUGAGUGAAAGAGGCUCUACACGGGUGUAGACCAAUCUGUGACAGCAUUGUGAGACAAGUUCUUGGUGGGAAGUCUAUAAUUUUGUUUAUAGUUGAUGUCAAAUGUGUAGUAAAAAAAUAAAUGAAGGCCCUGUACUUUGCAGCUGUUUUCUCCCAUGUAUAUGUGAAACAUUAUAUUCCUCUGUAAACUUAACUCAAAGGGAAAGGUAUUACAUUGAACAGUUUGGGUACUACAGAUGUAGAGAUUCUGUAAUAUUUUCACUUUGGAUACAAAAAGUGUGCCUUCCUUGUUUGAAAAUGCUGAAUGAGGCAGUGCUGUGUACCGAAUGCUUCUAUUUAAAAAUGCAUUUAAACAUUGAAGAUACUCAGUCAACUGGUGUUGAGUGAUUUUUGUUGAAGGUACUUCCUGUAAUGGCCCCUCCAAUAUUCUAAGGCGAAAAGCCUGUUAUUUCCAACAUACAUUUUUUGUCUGUCUUUUUUGGGGAGGAGGGGGUGCAAGGAAAUAUGUGUGCAGAAAUGGCAGAUGCAAAGAUUGUUGAUAAUGAGAAAAAAAGCUAGAUGUGUAUAUAUAUGUUAUGUUAUGUCAUAUGUGUAUUUUGGCUGGUCUGAAAAUUGCAAGGGUAAGGAAGAAUCGUUUACUUUCACAGAAAUAAAAAUAUCACCUUUUUU
Messenger RNA from Pomacea canaliculata, 4366 nucleotides. RefSeq names its product upstream stimulatory factor 2-like. NCBI's taxonomy places the organism in Eukaryota, Metazoa, Mollusca, Gastropoda, Architaenioglossa, Ampullariidae. The coding region runs from base 155 to 1105 and encodes 316 amino acids. Gene Ontology annotation, molecular function: RNA polymerase II cis-regulatory region sequence-specific DNA binding; protein dimerization activity; DNA-binding transcription factor activity, RNA polymerase II-specific. Gene Ontology annotation, biological process: regulation of transcription by RNA polymerase II. The transcript has 8 exons. The record is from RefSeq and is a predicted model, not a curated record.